AUGAAUUUGCCCAGUUCUUUUCCUCUCGUCAAACACCAAAAAUUGGGCUGUGGUGCAGUGAACGAGCGGUCGAGACAUCUUGUGUCGACAAUGGCAGAGCCUACAAACACUCCCAUGCCGGCAAGCACUCCGGUACCGGCAUCAACCCCGCGGUCAAGCUCCCCGCUGCAACAGUACUCAAUCCCUAGCUUGACACCCAAUGCGACGACAGCCACGAUCCCUCUCUGGCCGUCAACUACCUCCUCACCAGAUACUGCGACUCGAAAACCACAACGACCGAUAGUCCUCCAUAUUGGCGACCCGAUCAAGUACAACCCGGACACCUACGCCGAGUUCAACGCUGCCUUUGAGGUUAUCCGGCCCCCCACCCCCGAGCGCGAAAGAAACGAGCUCAUCCGCGCCCUGAAAGAGGAAAGAUGGGGUCACUUUAGCGCCAUAUUCCGUCCAUUCUGGGGCACAGGAGGAGAGAUGGGACGGUGGGAUGCUGAGCUCAUUGACCUGUUGCCUUCGUCGGUCAAAGUUUUUGCGAGCGCGGGCGCUGGGUUCGACUGGGCGGAUACCAAACUCCUGGGAGAAAGAGGGAUAAUCUACUGCAACUCGGGCCUCGCCGCGGCAGAAGCAGUAGCGGACUUUUCCGUCGCCAUGAUCAUCUCGACCUUUCGACACCUUCCGUGGUGCAUGAACGCCGCUACGUUUCCCUACCUAAUGUCCUCGAGCGAUGCCAGGAGUACCUUUCGGGAAUGCCACGCGAGAGCCACGGCUGCUAGUCACAACCCACGAGGGCAUACGUUGGGGUUGAUCGGGUUUGGGAAUAUAGGGCAGCAGAUAGCUGCUAAGAUGGGAAAUCCGGCCUUUGGGAUGAAGAUUGCUUACUAUGACGUUGUGAGGAAACCUGCUGCUGUCGAGUCUGAGCUCAGAGCUACAUUCUACGAGAAGUUGGAAGGCCUGAUGAAGGUAUCGGACUGCGUGGUGUUAUGCACGCCUGCUUCUGCGGACGGGAGACCGAUCAUCACUGCUGAGAGGUUGGGCUACCUACGGCCAGGGACGAGGUUUGUGAAUAUUGCAAGGGGGUCGCUCGUGGAUGAGGAGGCGUUGGCGGAUGCGUUGGACAGUGGAGUGGUAGGGGCUGCGGCGUUGGAUGUUCAUAUGGAUGAGCCCAGUGUGAACGAGAGACUGGUGAGGAUGGUGACUGGCUUAGGGUUUGAUGACAGAGGCCAGCAUCCGGGGAGGGUAAUGUUGACGUGUCACAACGCUGGCGGGACGGUGGAGACGCAUGUUGGAUUUGAGGAGUUGAGUAUGAGGAAUAUCUUGAGGGUGGUGAGGGAUGGUGGAGAGGCGGUUACGCCGGUUAAUUUGCAUUGGUUGAGGGAGAAGAAGGGGGUGUAAAGGCCGGAGGUCAUCAUGCGAAGUCAAGCAAGAAACAAUGUAAUCCCCUUAUCUUAUCUUGCCGUUUUUUUCAGGCGUGAGCUUGGCUACCUACUCAUGGCUCUGGUAUUAUGGGCGUCUCAGCUGGAUUUGCACUCUGUCUCUCUGCGUCACACUUCUCCGUCAUCUCAGCCCUGUUUCUGUUCUGCUGCUCGGCGCAACUGCCCAUCAUCUCGGCUGGAUUACCGCUCUGGCCUUUUGCUACGUCAUCACUGUCUAACUCGGAGAGCUGGGGCUGUUCUUGCUGCGGGGGUGUAUAGAGUUGGUAGGGUUCCUGCCCCUGAGCAGGACGGGUGGUAUACUGCGAUUCAAAAUGGGAGUUCUGCGUGUUGGGGGUGCCGUGGGGGUACAACCCCACACCAGCAUCACCGCUACCGGGUCCGUACAAAAAGUAGCCUUGCUGCUGCUGCUGUGUUUCGGGUGGUUGUUGUUUGGAAGGGUCGUAUUGGGGGGGAAAGUAUGGGUCGCCGCCGAUUGGGGGGC
Molecule: messenger RNA, 1908 nt
Organism: Podospora pseudocomata
Lineage: Eukaryota; Fungi; Ascomycota; Sordariomycetes; Sordariales; Podosporaceae
Exons: 2
Coding region: 1-1386 (461 amino acids)
Cellular component (GO): cytosol
Molecular function (GO): glyoxylate reductase (NADPH) activity; NAD binding; hydroxypyruvate reductase [NAD(P)H] activity
Source: RefSeq, a predicted model, not a curated record